This is a messenger RNA of Haemonchus placei, 1191 nucleotides long. NCBI's taxonomy places the organism in Eukaryota, Metazoa, Nematoda, Chromadorea, Rhabditida, Trichostrongylidae. The record is from the annotation of a GenBank genome assembly.
AUUUUGCUGUGGUGGUAUGCGACGAAACUUGUUCAAAGUGGAAGUUGGUCUCAGCAAACCACAGGCAAGAACUCCGCCAGCAGUCAGAUCAGUGCGCAGUUGAACAGCGCUCAACUUUGUGAUGAAAUCGUUGUGCUCUGGCGUUGUGCUGUACUGAACCCGAUGCUUUCUCCACAGAAUCGACGACAGUUGGCUGCUCUAUUGCGUACAUAUCAUCGAACAGCAGUCGAUCGGAUAUGGAAGGUCAUUCGUGGAACUGGAGGACAAGAUGCAGCUGUAGUUAGUAGCAGCCAUCAGGCGGCUAUACUGCUGAAUUCCAUCCAGGACGCAAACAACUGCCCGUUAUCUUCAAGCAAUGCCCAUUUCGGGCUGGCGCAAUUUCCCGGAUUUCAUCCGUCCCUCCAAGUGUGCCACGCACUGAUAGACGAAACGGUUCCAGGUGUGAGUCAGGUGGCUGUGCUUCAUCUACCUGAGGCAUGUGGAGGCGAUUCCAACGUGCCAGUGCAACCUCUUGCAUCUUGCAGUUCUUCACAGAAAAGGAAUGAGAAAGGCAGGAAAAAGAAGAAAAAGAACCGAUCUCGCGCCGUAGCUGCGAUGGCCUCCCUGGAUUUCCCACCCUUACCGAUAUUCAACGAUGAGGCAUCACUUGAUCGAGCCGUUCGUUAUGCCAUUAGAGCUGCCGUUGGUGGAGAUUGUGAUCGACAUGGACGCGCAAGACGUCAGGAUAGUCUACGCGAAGAGGACAGCUCGGAAUCGGGUCAGGAAAGUGACGUACAGCUCCCGUCAUCCGCUGGUCUGUUGGGAGAUGCCCAGGCCGGUGCUUUAUCUGCUGCACACGAAGAAGUUGACGCAGUACUAGCUGCGGCAUACCUUCCAAUGGAGCCAAUCGAAGUUCGAUUUGCUCGUUGUGAAGCGUUGGCUGCACAUGGUUAUAUACCUCAGGCUUCAACACUUGCUCUACAACUAUCUGACUACCUCGUAGAACAUCUUCAAGAUCUUUCCGAUGCAGAAGAAACACAGUCAUAUAAUGCAAACAUUCCCAGCAGUAGUCGGGAUGGUGCAGUUGAUUCAGUGGAAUCUUACUUCAAUCGUAGUCAACGAUUUGUUGACGCUGUGGAAAAAGCACUUUACUUGGCUCAUAUUUUGAGCGCGGAUACUGCUAAUCAUCCUGGCAUGUUUACUUUCUUGCUU